AUGUCUCGACUGACUCUCUGGCUCGCGCUUCUCACCUAUGCCGAAAUCAUUGUCGUCGCAUUGGGAUCUCUCAUCCCUCACGAUGCUCGUGAACAUUCAAGUGCCAACAAGAGAGCAAUCUCAACUGUUUCCCAGCCAGUCAUUUGGGAAGACCUUGCCGAUAUCGAAAUUAUUCGCGUCAAUGAUACCUUCUACUACAGUGCUAGCACUAUGGCCUAUUCGCCUGGUGCCCCAGUUUUAAAGUCUACAGACUUGCAGAAUUGGGAAUACAUUGGUCAUUCGGUUCCAAGCCUUGACUUUGGUUCCUCCUAUAACAUGACUGAUGGAAACACUGCAUAUGUUAAAGGAAUAUGGGCUAGCAGCCUCAAAUAUCGCCCGAGCGAUAACCAGUGGUAUUGGAUUGGUUGUAUUGAGUUUGCCAACACAUAUGUAUACACUGCUAGUAGUCCCGCUGGCCCUUGGACUCAACAUGCUACUUUCGAGGGGACCUGCUACUACGACUGUGGACUGGUCUUUGACGAGAACGAUACCCCGCAAGUUGCUUAUGGGUCGACAAAUAUCCAAGUUGCCACAUUGUCAUCCGACUUGACCAGCCAAGUUUCCAACACCGAGGUGUACACCUACGACAAGUAUGUUGAAGGCUCUCGCUUUUACUACAUCAACGGUCUCUACUAUAUUCUCGGCGUUGCACCAGGUGCAGCCGUCCAAUAUGUUAUCAAGUCCUCGUCUCCUACUGAAGGCUACACCGGUGGGAAUGUUGUUGCAAACGCCCCUUCAUGUCCCGUCUCGAAAGGCGGAGCUCCUCAUCAGGGAGGAAUAGUCGAUGACCCUCAAGGGAAUUGGUACUAUAUGGCAUUUUGCGAUGCAUACCCCGGCGGUAGAAUCCCAGUACUCGCCUCUAUUACUUUUGAUGACGACGACUUUCCAGUAUUGUCAGAUGUCAAUUCUUGGCCAUCUACUGUGGAAGUGCCCCUGGAUCAAAAUGUACUCUCCUCGCCAACAGGUACAGAUGAGUUUUCCGGAACCUCCUUGGGACCUCAAUGGGAAUGGAAUCAUAACCCCGAUGAGACUUCCUUUGACGUUGAUGACGGAUUGACACUGCGAACUGCAACUGUGACAGAUAGCCUCUACAAAGCGCGAAAUACUCUCACUCACCGUAUACUUGGCCCGGUGAGCAUCGCUACCAUUGAGAUCAAUUUCUCCGAUAUGAAAUCCGGAGAUCGAGCAGGAUUAGCGAUGUUCCGCGAUGUCUCCGGUUGGAUCGGCAUCAUCAAAACCGAUGAAAGUGCACAGGUCUCUGUCUGGAAAAACAUCACUAUGAAUUCAGAUUGGACUGCAAAUUCGAUCGGUGCAUUGGAGACCUCAAAGGAUUUUUCCGAGACAUCGGUAUUUUUACGAGCCUCGGCUGAUAUUCGACCAGGAGGUGAUGCAACCGCACAGUUUAGUUAUUCUACAGAUGGUUCCUCUUUCACUGAUUUGGGAACUAUAUUUGCCAUGAACACGACCUGGAACUUUUUCAUGGGCUAUCGAUUUGGCAUCUUUAACUUCGCGACCGAAUCGCUUGGGGGUUCAGUCAGCAUCAAUAGUUUUGACUUGGCACUUGGUGCCUAA
Penicillium waksmanii is the source of this 1611-nucleotide messenger RNA. RefSeq names its product putative xylosidase/glycosyl hydrolase. Gene Ontology annotation, molecular function: hydrolase activity, hydrolyzing O-glycosyl compounds. The coding region runs from base 1 to 1611 and encodes 536 amino acids. The record is from RefSeq and is a predicted model, not a curated record. Lineage: Eukaryota; Fungi; Ascomycota; Eurotiomycetes; Eurotiales; Aspergillaceae. The transcript has a single exon. Gene Ontology annotation, biological process: carbohydrate metabolic process.